AUGAGUUCAACGAUAUCUGGACGUCCAUCAAUGCCUUUAGUAACAAAUAAAAAAUCUUCUUCAACUAAUAAUGGUUCAACAUCAACUACAGACACAAAACGAGCGACAUCAAUUGAAGGUAUUGUUGAUACCGCUAUACCAAAACUUAAAAAAGAAUCAUCAAGUGGUUUCAAUUAUCAAAGUUUGACUGAAUCAACACCAUUAAAUGUACCAAAAACAAAAACAAAAAGAAAAUUACCUGUACGUUCACAUAGUUCAACAAAUGUUGAACUUAGUUAUCAUUUACCUCAAUUGAAAAAUAUCGGAAAACGAAAACCAACAACUAGUGGUGAUGAUCGAAAUAAUAAUAAUGAAGAACGUAUACAUUUAACAUCAUCAAACCUUAAAGUUGAAUGUGAUGAUAAUAGAACAGAAACAUCUGUACAUAAAACAAUGGAAGUUGAAAAAGUAGAAUUGCCUAUGUCAUGGAAACCAGCUAAAAAACAAAUUACUAUUGAAAGAGAUUCAUGGGAUCAUAAAAUCGAAUUUCUUCUUGCUGUUAUUGGUUAUGCGGUUGAUUUGGGUAAUGUUUGGCGCUUUCCGACAGCUGUUUACUUGAAUGGUGGUGGAGCUUUUUUCAUACCAUAUUUUACUCUUUUAAUAUUCGGUGGAUUACCUCUGUUCUAUAUGGAACUUGCUCUUGGUCAAUAUCAUCGAUCAGGCGUUUUCACCGUUUGGAACUAUAUUUGUCCAUUGGUAAAAGGAGUUGGUUGGGCAACACUAUUAAUUAAUUUUAUGAUGGCUAUGUUUUACAAUACAAUAAUUUCAUGGGCUGUUUUUUAUUUGGUUAAAUCAUUUAAUAGUAUUGGAUCUGAAUUGCCAUGGAAACAUUGUGGUCAUUCAUGGAAUACAAAUUGUUGUGUAGCAGCUGAUAUAACAGAAUAUAAAAAUAACUUACAAUCAGUUAAUACUGCAAACCAAAUGUCUACUAAAACGAUGAUUAAUACAUCAUCUUUACUAGCACAAUCAGCACAAUAUUGUAACCGAUCUGUUUAUUCAACUGAAGAAUAUUUUUAUCGACGACUUCAAGAAGUAGAUAAAGCCGAUGGAUUUAAUAAUUUAGGCAAAAUUAAAUGGGAACUUGCUCUAUAUCUAUUUAUUGUCUUUGUUAUUGUCUAUUUUGCACUUUGGAAAGGAAUUAAAAGUUCUGGAAAAGCCGUAUGGAUUACUGCUAUAGCACCAUAUAUUGUUCUAUUGAUAUUAUUAGUUCGUGGUGUUACUCUAUCAGGUGCAUCAAUUGGAAUUGAAUAUUAUCUUAAACCUAAAUUGAAUUUAUUAAAAAGUUUUACUAUUUGGAAUGCAGCAGCAACGCAAAUAUUUUUUUCACUUGGACCAGGCUUUGGUGUUCUAUUAGCUUUAUCAUCAUAUAAUAAAUUUCAUAAUAAUUGCUAUAGAGAUGCAUUAGUAACUAGUACAAUUAAUUGUGCUACAUCACUUCUAGCUGGUUUUGUUGUCUUUUCAACACUUGGCCAUAUGGCUAGUGUAUCAGGCAAAACAAUUGAACAAGUUAUUGCAGAUCAAGGUUCGGAACUUGUCUUUAUUGUUUAUCCACAUACAAUUGCAUUAAUGAAGUGGUCAUCAUUAUGGUCAAUUCUUUUCUUUUUUAUGUUGAUCACUUUAGGCAUUGAUAGUACAUUUGGUGGUCUUGAAUCAAUAAUUACUGGUUUAUGUGAUGAAUUUCCAAAUAUACUCGGACGUCAUCGAUCUUUAUUUGUAUUAGGUGUUCUUGUCAUAUGCUAUUUAGGUGCAUUGCCAACAUGUACGUAUGGAGGUGAUUAUAUUGUUAAUUUAAUGAAUGAAAUAGCUGUGGCUCCUGNGACGGACGGACACACUGACUAUUCUAUAGUCUACUCACUUUUUGAGUACACAAAACUAUGA
This is a messenger RNA of Rotaria sp. Silwood2, 1917 nucleotides long. The record is from the annotation of a GenBank genome assembly. NCBI's taxonomy places the organism in Eukaryota, Metazoa, Rotifera, Eurotatoria, Philodinida, Philodinidae.